CAUCACUAAAAUCUCCACAUUAAUUCUUACUAAUUUUGAGUAAUUUAACUUAAUAUAGCAAAUGGCUUCAAAAGCUUUUCACUAUCAAGGCAAUCACAAAUUCUGUAAAACACAAAAGGGUUAUAUAGUUUAUCCGAAAGCACUUGAUAUUAUUUGGGGAAAUGAUAAACGCUUCUGGAAGUUACCCAAAUAUGAAAAAGAUGGUGCAGAACUUAUACAGGUAAAUUGGUUGGAGGUAACUGGUUGCAUCGACGAUAUUAAUAUAGCGAAGAAAACAUCAUACAACAUUGAAUUUACAAUGUCAUUGAUGGCUGAUGCGUUCGGUUGGAGCGAUUCACCGAUUUAUCUUAUGGCUAAAUGGGGAGAUAAUACUCAAUGGAGAAAGGUAAAUUUGACAAGUGAGACUAAUGGCAAAAAGAUGAUAUCAAAAACUAUUAUGAUAACAAAAGGGAAGGGGAACAAUGUUGAUAAGAUUUAUUUUGGAUUGUAUGAAGUUUGGAACAAAAAGUGGAAAGGAGGUCUCAAAAUACAUUCAGUAAACUUAAUAGAAAUCUAAAAGUUUUAUUAUUGUUCACUUAUUUCAGAGUGUGUGUUUUCUUAAAUAAA
Solanum pennellii is the source of this 606-nucleotide messenger RNA. Its product is annotated as protein PHLOEM PROTEIN 2-LIKE A9-like. The transcript is spliced from 3 exons. Lineage: Eukaryota; Viridiplantae; Streptophyta; Magnoliopsida; Solanales; Solanaceae. The record is from RefSeq and is a predicted model, not a curated record. The coding region runs from base 62 to 556 and encodes 164 amino acids.